Molecule: messenger RNA, 1395 nt
Organism: Pomacea canaliculata
Lineage: Eukaryota; Metazoa; Mollusca; Gastropoda; Architaenioglossa; Ampullariidae
Exons: 2
Coding region: 128-859 (243 amino acids)
Source: RefSeq, a predicted model, not a curated record
GAGACUGUGAGAGACAAAGGGAGGUAUAAAGGCCUCAAGCUGGGCCAGUCGACUGCUGUACCCUUUGGCAACGCUCAAGCUCUUGGCAGCAUCGCGGUGUUUCCCUGCCUCUUGUCCAGUAGCCAACAUGUCGGCGACAACACUCUGUCUGUCUCUGGUCGGUCUUGUCCUGUUGGCAUGCACUCCUUUUGUUGACUGCAAGGCUGCGAACACUGCAGCUGUGGGUAGCCCGGGACCUGUUGGGCUUGGUGACGACACCAGCAGCUUCAUCACUAAGAGUAACGACGACCUGCACACGGAAGCUGUUAUCGUAGAUGACAAAGAUGAAGCAGUGAGAGAUAAACAUGACGUGCUGACAGGCUUUCCUCUUGAUGAUCUGGACGAUGACGGACUGCAGGCGCUCAUGGACAUCGAUGACGACACCUUCUUCGGUCAAGCAGGUGAACACGUGACCAAGAGACUGCUGCUUGAGGACAGAAAGGUCAACCGCGGUAGCUCCCUGGGAGCCCCUGGGGCGCUGUCUCGACGUAAGCGCAUAGCCCCACUCGUUGCACGUGCAGCACUGACAGGAGCGCGCGCCCUCUUCCGGAGCUUUUCUCGCAGCGGCACCACGAGGAGCGGCGCACGUGUGACACGUCAGUACGAUGGGCAGGGCAACUACGGCGACGCUGUCCGUCACUUCCAGAAUCUUCGUCCCGACAACGUGCGGUCCUUCCAGUCCGGCAGGAUCAGCGGCCAGACUGGCACGGUUGGUAACCACAGAGUUACCGUUCGUGACGGAAGUUCCAGUGGGAGACCAACACUGGAGGUGCGCAGUCAUAACGGCCAGGUGGUGAGAAAGUUCCGCUACAAUGAGUAGGUGGAGACUGACUAUGUGGAACUGAACUUUAAGUUGCCUUUUAACUGUUUUUCACAAGUUUUAAAAUACGAGCACAACACACGUCAGGUAAGACGCCAGGAAACGUGUCUGAAACAAUGGAGGGAAGAUGUCAUGGCAAGGAUACAGACCGGCAAUGUACUGAUGGCGAUAUUUAACACUACAACGACAUCCAAUAAUCUUAUUGUUUUUGUUUGUUUUGUUUUUGGUUUUGUUUUGUUUUUAGAUGAACGUUCCUUAUUAAUAUGUCUCUGUAUUUUCCUUUCUUUCAUUUUUGUAAAGCACUUUGAGCCUCCGGUCAUGUCAAGUGCUAGAUAUCAACUCUAUUAUUAUUAUAACACCAAGUGAAUGUCUACAGAAUAGAUAUGUUGUUUAUAGAGCUAACGAAUAAGCUUAUUAUAUGCCACAGACGGGUCUUUCGUCACAGAAGCUUUGAAAGUAUGUGUAAACAUGUUGGCCUAGAACUUUUUAUACCUGCACAACGGUUAUCGAUAUGGGUAGGAUAUAUGAGUCUUCCU